Molecule: messenger RNA, 2362 nt
Organism: Hyposmocoma kahamanoa
Lineage: Eukaryota; Metazoa; Arthropoda; Insecta; Lepidoptera; Cosmopterigidae
Product: integrin beta-1-like
Exons: 7
Coding region: 33-2219 (728 amino acids)
Biological process (GO): cell migration; integrin-mediated signaling pathway; cell-matrix adhesion
Cellular component (GO): focal adhesion; cell surface; integrin complex
Molecular function (GO): integrin binding
Source: RefSeq, a predicted model, not a curated record
AUUCGUGGAAUAAUGGCGUAACAGGCGUGCAAAUGUUACAAAUUGUAUUACAGAAAGACCACAAAGGUUCAAGAUGUCAGUCAAGAACAUUUAAAGAUGGAAAUAACGAAUGGUGCAAAGAGUUCCAAGAUCCAUUCUCUACUUUUGACCCAACAGUAAAAAAUUACGAAUUAUCCAGUUCAACCGAGAACCCCGUACAAUUAAGACCACAAAAGGUUUCGUUCAAAGCUCGUCCAGGUGAAUCGAGAAAGUUUAAAUUGUAUUAUAAGCCCGCAAAAAACUAUCCUUUGGAUGUGUAUUUUCUAAUGGACAAUUCGUACACAAUGCGUUUUCAUAUGACAACGUUAUUUAAUGAAGCAAAGAUGAUUUAUCAAUCGUUAACAAAGUUGACCAACAAUGUUCGUUUCGGUGUCGGGAGUUUUAUAGAAAAACAUGCCUUUCCUUUUGCCAAUCCGAGUCCUGAUACUCAUAAAGCUUACGCUUUUAGAAAUGAUCUUCCCAUGAGUAACAACAUAGAUAAAUUUGUAGAAACUAUAAAAACAAUUAACGAAACGUAUUCUUCUGGAAACUAUGACAGCCAAGAGGCUACAUUGGACGCUUUGAUGCAGGCUAUGGUUUGUAAGGAGAUAAAUUGGAGAAAAUCUUGGAAGCUGAUAGUAGUGUCUACAGACGCUCCUUACCAUAGCGCAGGCGAUGGUAAACUGGUUGGGGCAUACAAACCCAACGAUAUGAAAUGUCAUCUCACUAAUAACACAUACAAGACAGACCAAUCUUUGCUGUAUGAUUAUCCUUCUGUGAGUCAGAUUAAUAAGGUUGCGAAAGAAAAUGAAAUCGCAAUUUUAUUUGCUGUAUUGAAGAAAGUGAAAAACACGUACGAAAUUUUAGGCACAAAUAUUGAUAAUGCACGAAUUGUUGAAUUGAAAAACACUGCAGAGGAAAAAUCGGAGAUUGUCGAUACAAUUCAGACGCAAUAUAAGAACUUAACAGAAGAACUUAUGAUGACUAGUACGUCUGUUCCAUCUUUCAUAAACGUUGAACUUGAUCCUCCGUGUCGUGUCAAGAAAGAUAAUUGUAAAAUAAUGUACGAGAAACCUUUUGGAAUAAAUGUUACACUUACAAUGAAUAGCUGUCCAGAUGACAAUUUCGAGGGAACAAUGGAAAUUGGCCCAGCAUUGUUGAAGGCCAAAGUGGAAGUUGAUGUUGAAAUACUGUGUAAGUGCGAUUGUGAAAGACACGGGGAGGCCAACUCGAGUGAGUGCAGUGGAAAUGGCACAUAUCAAUGUGGUGUUUGCUACUGCAAUACAAACAGUUAUGGUGAGAAAUGUCAAUGUACAGGGAGUUCUUCAGAAGAGGAGGAUAUUGAGAAGUGUAAAGCAAACAAAGGUGACACCCAAGUUUGCAGUGGACGAGCCUUGUGCAAUUGCGGAGAGUGUCAAGAUUGUCCUUCUGACUACAUGGGCGCAUAUUGCGAAAUUGCUAAGUAUCAUUGUCCGGCGCCCCAUGAGAAAAUGUGUGGAGGCCACGGUACGUGCUUAGCAAACAGUACGUGCGAUUGUCAUCCAGGCUGGAUUGGAAGCGCUUGCACUUGCUCUACCAAUAAAGAUCCGUGUACUGGUCCUUACAACACGGUAUGCAAUGGACAUGGCUACUGUAAAUGCGGAGUCUGCGUCUGUACUGACAUGGAUUCAAAAGGCAACAACUAUACUGGACAAUUUUGCAACAUUUGCGAGGAGGGUUGCAACAGAUGCGAUGAACUAGCCGACUAUGCGGAAUGCAACUAUGAUCAUGACAAGACGUCUUGUGAUCAAAAAGCGGGACAACUUCUCAACCGUGAAAUUAUGAAAUUAAAUCAAACGGAAAUCAAAGCACAUGAACAUAGGAAAGCAAAACCGUGCUCUAAAGUACUGCAAGACGGUAGCACCUUAUUCUUCAAAUACAUAGAUAAACAAAAUAGCACAUUAAUUCUGAUACAAAAGGAGAAAGAACCUGCACCUGUAGCAAAUAUCUGGAUUCCCGUUGGUAGUGCUGUGGCUAUCAUACUGUUUAUCGGUAUCGUUACCCUGGUCGCGUGGAAGAUACUGGUCGAUCUGCAUGACAAACGCGAAUACCGAAAGUUUGCCGAAGAGGCCGCUUCAAAUGGGUUUGACGUGGCAGAAAACCCAAUCUACAGACCGCCCGCAGUUAACAUUAAUAAUCCCGCAUACUGUGGUCGAACUUAGAAUUAAACUUAUUCUAGGUCGGUUACAAAAGAGUCAUCAUUUAUUAAUAAAUCUAAGAGGAAAAGGUUGACGUAAAUUAAACUUUUGUAUUUAAAUGUAAGUAUUACAAUAAUAAAAACGAUUACAUUUAACGACUUUAUUUU